AUGGCAAAUAACAGACGGCCUCUGGGCCUACUUUUCGACAUUGGAGGUGUCUGUGUGGUGUCACCAUUCCAGGCCAUUCUGGACUAUGAGAUCGCCAACGGCAUCCCCCCGGGAUGGGUGAAUUUCAGCAUCUCCCGAACAUCUCCUCACGGCAGCUGGCACAAGCUCGAGCGCGGCGAGAUCCCAAUGGAUGCCACUUUCUUCGCUGGGUUCAACGCAGAUCUCAAGAAUCCGGCUCUUUGGAAGCAAUUCCAUGAACGGCUUCAGAAACAGAAGCCUACGGGAGCCUCGACGCCCGUUCCUCCGUUACCUGCGAUUGACGCAGAGUUCCUGUUCUGGGAGAUGAUGCGCAUAUCCCGACAGCCCGACCCCUACAUGGCUCCCGCCCUGAAGAAACUGAAGGAGUCCGGCCAAUUCGUCCUGGGAGCCCUGUCGAACACAGUCAAGUUCCCGCCGGAUCACCCGUACAACAAGGAUACUAGUGGAGUGCGCAGCCAAUUUGACUUUUUUAUCUCUUCCGCACAUACGGGACUCAGGAAGCCUGAGCCGAGAAUAUACGAGGUUGCGAUCCAGAAUAUGGAUGCGAUCGCAAAGCAGAGAGGGUUGCCUGGAAUGAGCGCAUCCGACAUUGUCUUCCUCGACGACAUUGGCGAGAACUUGAAGUGGGCCAAGAAAUCCGGGCUGAGGACACUCAAGGUCAAUCUUGGACGGACUCAAGACGCCGUCAAGGAAUUGGAGAGAAUCACUGGACUGCAAUUGUUGGAGGGCCAGGAUAAGGCCAUGUUAUAG
Aspergillus terreus NIH2624 is the source of this 789-nucleotide messenger RNA. Its product is annotated as HAD family hydrolase. The record is from RefSeq and is a predicted model, not a curated record. Lineage: Eukaryota; Fungi; Ascomycota; Eurotiomycetes; Eurotiales; Aspergillaceae. The transcript has 2 exons. The coding region runs from base 1 to 789 and encodes 262 amino acids.